AUGAGGAAGCGUUCUGGUUACAUGCGGGGAUACCGCGUUAAGGUCCUCGCUCACGGCCUCCCAUUCAUCCUCCAGUGGAGGGGAGUCCAACGCGGUAUGCAGUCCACUACGGCGAAAAUUGAGAGGGGAUGUGGCGGCUUUUGCGUUUUUGGCGACUACGGCCCGAUGUAUACCGUUGACGACACCUACCGGGUUGAGGACUCGACUAUUGAGCUCAGCUUCGACCAUUCCGUCCUCACGGCUACAACACCAUACCCUCCCCAUGAUACUACGGAAACACCAGAGAUGCCGGGGACGGGGGCGCCUGCAGAGUCUACUACUACCGAGGCCCCUGUAGAAGAAUCUACUACUGAAGCCCCCGUAGAAUUGUCCACUACUGAGGCCCCCGUAGAUGCGGCCACUACUGAGGCCCCUGUUGACGAGUCUACUACUGGCGCCCCUAUAGACGAGUCUACUACUGGCGCCCCUAUGGACGAGUCCACUACUGAAGCUCCUGUAGGUGAGGCUACUACCGAAGUCCCUGUAGAUGUGUCUACUACUGAGGCCCCUGUAGACGAGUUCACUACUGAAGCCCCUGUUGGUGAGUCCACUACUGAGGCCCCUGUUGACGAGUCUACUACUGAGGCCACUACUGAAGAGUUUACUACUGAGGCCGCUGUAGAUGACUCUACUACUGAAGCCCCUGUUGGUCAGUCUACUACCGAGGCUCCUGUAGACGGGUCUACUACUGAAGCCCCAGUGGACGAGUCUACUACUGAGGCCCCUGUAGACGAGUCCACUACUGAGGCCCCUGUAGACGAGUCUACUACUGGCGCCCCUAUAGACGAGUCUACUACUGGCGCCCCUUUAGACGAGUCCACUACUGAAGCUCCUGUAGGUGAGGCUACUACCGAAGCCCCUGUAGAUGUGUCUACUACUGAGGCCCCUGUAGACGACUCCACUACUGAAGCCCCUGUAGACGAGUCUACUACUGAAGCCCCUGUAGACGAGUCCACUACUGAAGCCCCUGUAGACGAGUCCACUACUGAAGCCCCUGUAGACGAGUCUACUACUGAAGCCCCUGUAGGCGAAUCUACUACUGAAGCCCCUGUUGGUGAGUCCACUACUGAGGCCCCUGUUGACGAGUCUACUACUGAGGCCACUACUCAAGAGUUUACUACUGAGGCCGCUGUAGAUGACUCUACUACUGAAGCCCCUGUUGGUGAGUCUACUACCGAGGCUCCUGUAGACGGGUCUACUACUGAGGCCCCUGUAGACGAGUCCACUACUGAGGCCCCUGUAGACGAGUCCACCACUGAGGCCUCUGUUGACGAGUCUACUACUGAGGCCCCUGUAGACGAGUUCACUACUGAAGCCUCUGUAGGUGAGGCUAUUACCGGAGCCUCAGUAGAUGUGUCUACUACUGAAUCCCCUGUAGACGAGUCCACUACUGAGGCCCCUGUAGAUGCGGCUACCACUGCAACCCCUGUUGGUGAGUCCACUACUGAAGCACCUAUAGGUGAGGCUACUACUGAAGCCCCUGUGAAUGAGUUUACUACUGGCGCCCCUAUAGACGAGUCCACUAGUGAAGCUCCUGUAGGUGAGGCUACUACCGAAGCCCCUGUAGACGAGUCCACUACUGAGGCCCCUGUAGACGAGUCCACUACUGAGGCCCCUGUAGACGAGUCCACUACUGAGGCCCCAGUGGACGAGUCCACUACUGAGGCCCCUGUAGACGAGUCCACUACUGAAGCCCCUGUAGAUGAGUCUACUACCGAGGCCCCUGUAGACGAGUCUACUUCUGAGGCCCCUGUAGACGAGUCCACUACUGAAUCUCCUGUAGGUGAGGGUACCACUGAAGCCCCUGUAGGCGGGUCCACUACUGAAGCCCCUGUAGGUGAGGCUAGUACUGAAGCCCCUGUAGAUGUGUCUACUACUGAAUCCCCUGUUGGAGAGUCUACUAGUGAAGCACCUGUAGGUGAGGCUACUAGUGAAGCCGCUGUAGAUGAGUCCACUACUGAGGCCCCUGUAGACGAGUCCACAACUGAAGCUCCUGUGGAUGAGUCUACUACUCCUACAGCCACCCUGACUGAGUCUAUGACUACUGGAGCCUCUUCAAUGGUGUCCACCACUGAAUCCUCUAUGAUGGAGGCUACUAGCACUGGAGCUCCGGUAGUUACCAGUGCGCCUUCUAUUGGCGACUUCACUGAUGCUCCUCCCAUCCUCCCGUAA
This is a messenger RNA of Perkinsus marinus ATCC 50983, 2211 nucleotides long. RefSeq names its product Cytadherence high molecular weight protein, putative. NCBI's taxonomy places the organism in Eukaryota, Perkinsozoa, Perkinsida, Perkinsidae. The transcript has a single exon. Bases 1 to 2211 code for a protein of 736 amino acids. The record is from RefSeq and is a predicted model, not a curated record.